Messenger RNA from Dioszegia hungarica, 1170 nucleotides. RefSeq lists its product as uncharacterized. NCBI's taxonomy places the organism in Eukaryota, Fungi, Basidiomycota, Tremellomycetes, Tremellales, Bulleribasidiaceae. The record is from RefSeq and is a predicted model, not a curated record. Bases 1 to 1170 code for a protein of 389 amino acids. The transcript is spliced from 2 exons.
AUGGCUGCUACCUUGCCCGCCCGCUCGCCGAGCGGCGUCUUCCCCCAAACCACCACUUCGUCUCCCCUCUUCACUCCGUCUCCCUCGGGCAUCCGCAAACGGCGCGCAGCGUCCCCACCUCCUUCUGAUCCUCAAUACGCUACGGGAGGAUGGGACAACCCUUCCGUCGCUCCUCUUCCAGCCAAGCGGCGCCGCCCUAAUCUCACCAAUGGCUUCUCCGGCCUCUCCCUCUCCCAUGUACCUACACACGAUCCCAACGCGCCCGGACCUUCCUCCCUCCCGAGCUACUCCCAAUCCCAACGGGAAGACUUUGAUUUCCCCUUCAGUACAGAAGACACCGACGAAGAUCUAGGCAGCUCCGGCCUGGACUCCCUCUUUGCGCGGAACGACGUCGAGGUGGAGGAGCUACCCUACCGUAUGCGACACCCGCACCGGACCGCCUCCACUUCAUCCUCGUCCGAAGGUACCGAGGACUCUGAUGCGACUGCCACAUUCCCUCGCUUACGGCGACGGAGGACGCAGCAGGCGGAUGCGGUCGAGCAGCCAAUGGAUGAGCCGGAGCCUCAGGCGGUAGAGGUGGAUCAGGAUCUGGGGGUCGAGGAUGUCACGCCUCGAUCGAGGAAAAGGAGAUCCACGUCGGUGGAUGCGGAUGAUGAGCGUCAGGGAGGGAGUAAGCGGAUGAGGGAGGGGAUGGAUAUAGAUAUGGGGACAGAGAUCGAGGAGAUACCGAGAGGGCGGAGGGGUUCAGAGUGGUAUGAGCCAGAAAAAGAUCGUAUAAUAUAUACACGACUAAGCGAGUCCCCUUCUCGCUCGUCCGAGAGGGAGCGCUCUUCCUCCCCACCGGUCCAACUAUCCCAGCCGGGGACGAAUGGCUUCACCAUCUCCCCCUCGAUGCUUACGCGCCUCCUGGCUGCGACGAAAGAUUCCUCCAUCCCCUUCCCGACGCAGUUCCCACAACAGCGGGAGAUGGGCCUCGUACUGUACCGUCCAUUGGGUAUCCAGGCGGGCCAGCAUCUGAAUCAAGGGGACGUACGGGGCAUCGUGAGGGAGUGGGCGGGGAAGGAAGGGGAUAGCGGGCGGUUCGAGGUGGUUGAUGAGGAUGAAGAUUUGACGCUGGGCGAUGCAGAGAUGGAGGGACAGGAGGCGGGGGAUAUGGAUAUCGAUAUGUAG